This is a messenger RNA of Erigeron canadensis, 690 nucleotides long. RefSeq lists its product as uncharacterized. Bases 1 to 690 code for a protein of 229 amino acids. The transcript is spliced from 4 exons. The record is from RefSeq and is a predicted model, not a curated record. Lineage: Eukaryota; Viridiplantae; Streptophyta; Magnoliopsida; Asterales; Asteraceae.
AUGAGUGUUGAUGAACAAGUUGCUAUCUUUCUUCACAUGCUUGCCCAUAAUAUUAAGAAUCGGGUCAUUAUUUGCAAUUUUUAUCGUUCGGGUGAAACAAUUAGUAGACUUUUUACUCGAGUUUGUAACGCGGUGAUAAGAUUGCAUUCACAUUUACUUAAGAAACCAGAACCUGUUCUUGAAGAUUCAACUGAUCAAAGAUGGAAGUGGUUCAAGAAUUGUCUAGGGGCUUUAGAUGGAACACACAUAACUUGUAGGGUACCGCUCGAAGAGAAACCUAGAUAUAGAACAAGAAAGAAUGAUAUUGGUAUAAACGUCUUAGGGGUUUGCUCCCAAGAUAUGCAAUUUAUUUAUGUAUUACCGAGAUGGGAGGGAUCGGCGGCUGAUGGUAGAGUGCUUCGAGAUGCCCUUGUUAGACCACAUGGAUUAAAAGUUCCAAGACCGGGUUAUUACUUGGUAGAUGCCGGUUAUACAAAUGGAGAAGGUUUUCUUGCCCCUUAUAGAGGUCAAAGGCAAGAAAUGGCUGUAGAUCCAUUUGAAAACGAAGAACCAGAUCAGGGGACGGGAGACAAUGGAGAUGGAGAUGACGAUGACGAAAAUAUCACUUCUAUUGGGAAAUCUAAUGAGUGGACAACAUUUAGAGAUAAUUUAGCUCAAACUAUGUUUGAAUCUUGGAAUUCUACACACUGA